Messenger RNA from Cantharellus anzutake, 1056 nucleotides. RefSeq lists its product as uncharacterized. NCBI's taxonomy places the organism in Eukaryota, Fungi, Basidiomycota, Agaricomycetes, Cantharellales, Hydnaceae. The record is from RefSeq and is a predicted model, not a curated record. The coding region runs from base 1 to 1056 and encodes 351 amino acids. The transcript has 6 exons.
AUGCAUCCUCUACCAUCCAACGACGAGCUGUGUGGACGUCUCGACGGCAUCUAUCUUGGCAACGCGAACAUUGCUUCUGAACUGCAGUGGACCCAAGCUCGCCGAUGCCUCAUACUUAUGCGGAAACCACUUUCUGCUGCACAGAUCCCUCCACCUAUCAUGCUACAUGGCUGCUUCAAAAUUGUUCGAAACCCGUUCUACCUGUUCCCCAAUGGUGGCUUCAAUAGUGACCACCAUAGGUCAGCGAAAACCUCGGACAAAGAUGCUAUGGGAAAAACUAACACCUCCGCAUGGCUUGAGCGCGUUCUGGACCCAACGCUGCUUGGAUAUGAGGAUUUUCCCAUGUAUAUCAGUAACCUGAAGGCUCUAGAGGCUCUUGUCUGUUCUGGUCAAAAAUCACAGUACUCCAUUAUUACGGAUGGGGGCUCUCUUGGCCAUGAAGUUCAAGUCAUUCACCGAAUGUUCAAGAAAAGGCUCAAGAUCAUUAUGAAAGGAUACCUCAUAGCCUUGACGAAAACACAGAGAGUUUACAAACUCACCAAUAACUUUUCUUUAAUUAUGUUGGUGAUAGGCCCGGUAUCCACAUCAAGCGCUCAAACCUCAGGCUCUAAGAAAACUGCGUCUAGGGUGAAUGCAGAUCAAAAUCCAAACACACGUGCUGUGAUGGAGAAUAUACCAGGUCCCCCACAUGUCUACAAAAACCAAGAACAGACACCCCUAGGCCAGAUUAUUGGUCUUACAGAAACAGGGCCUCAUGUUCUUGUCCUGGCCACUCCGUCACCAAAGGGAAAAAGUACAGAAAGCGAUGACAGCGAAAGCGACUUGAAGGGUCUCAUUUACAACGAUGAAGAAUCUGACAAGGAAUUCCUGACUGCAGAGUUCAGACUUGAACACUGGUCCAUGUCAAACAUCAACACACCCAUCCGAGACUGCAUGGUGGAAAGCAAAGGAUGGCUCACAAACCCGCUACGAUGUGAAGGAAAGCACGCAACCUUCACAGCAAACAUUGGUGAAGUCAUUGUGUUGAAGGAACCUGAGGUGCUGCCAAGUUACUGA